Messenger RNA from Phragmites australis (common reed), 580 nucleotides. Its product is annotated as 10 kDa chaperonin, mitochondrial-like. The transcript has 3 exons. The record is from RefSeq and is a predicted model, not a curated record. Gene Ontology annotation, cellular component: mitochondrial matrix. Lineage: Eukaryota; Viridiplantae; Streptophyta; Magnoliopsida; Poales; Poaceae. Bases 102 to 395 code for a protein of 97 amino acids. Gene Ontology annotation, molecular function: protein folding chaperone; metal ion binding; protein-folding chaperone binding.
CCCGCGGCUACUGCAAAGCCACCGGAAGCAGAAGCGCGGCCCGCAUCAACUUGCUCCCCAAGAAGAAGAAAAGAGCGGAAGGACCUCAUCGCAGCGCGUCGAUGGCGAAGCGUCUGAUCCCGUCGCUGAACCGGGUGCUGGUGGAGAAGCUGGUGCAGGCCAAGAAGAGCCCCGCCGGCAUCCUCCUCCCGGAGACCACCAAGCAGCUGAACUCUGCUAAAGUCAUAGCUGUUGGUCCCGGUGAGCGUGAUAGGGAUGGCAAGCUGAUCCCUGUAUCUCUGAAGGAAGGUGAAACUGUUCUACUUCCUGAGUAUGGUGGAACAGAAGUGAAGCUUGCUGAGAAAGAGUACCUUAUUUUCAGAGAGAACGACAUACUGGGAAAGCUUGAGGAGUAACUCUGGACUGUCAGGAUGUCAAGGCUCGUAGUUGGUUUCGAACUAGAGAUGCUGGAGUGUAGCUACGACUUCUUUUUUGUGGGGGACAAAACCCUUCGAUGACAUUGCCUCAUCCUGAACUUCAUUUAAACUGAUGCAAUGGCUUCUUUAGCGCUGCAUUUUCUGAAUGGAUUUGUUAGUCCUAA